GGGGAAGUUAUUGCUCUCCUGUCCCUCUCCUGCUCCAGGUUCAACGCCAAAGCUUUUGCCUGUGGGUUUUUCUCUGCCCCAGACCUUCUCUAACCCACCUCAGCCGUGCUCCCUGUUUGACUGGAGUCAAUUUAGUGCACCUAAUGGAGUUACUUCUCUUCAGCUGCUGGCAGGAAAGUGGGGAGGAGAAAAUUACCUAAGUGAUAGUGAGGUUGCCACGAACUAUAUAAAACUGGGAAAUCAAAGCGGAGAAACUCCACCUCGCAGUUCUGAACCACAAGCACAACCCCUGAAGAGAAACCCACCCCACAAGUGAGUGAACUCAAAGGCUUGAACUCCAACCAAGCUGCAUGAGCUCAGAGCUGCUGCGGGACUGAGAAGCCCGGCGCUGUCCCGGCCGGAUCCCGCUGCCCCGGGAGCAGGGAGCGCAGCUCUCGGCAGCUUUCCCAGCCAUGCAGUGGGGGCAGCUCCUGUGCAUCGCCGCCUGCCUGGUGCAGCUGGCUGGCUGCGCUGCUGGGAGCCCGACAGCCACCUCCACACCGGCAGCCACCCCCACACCGGCAGCCACCCCCCCACCGGCAGCCCCCCCCACACCGGCAGCCACGGGCGUGAGGACGAGGGACACCAGCGGUGGGACAGCCAGCGGAGCCACCAAUGCCACCACAGCCACCAGAGAUGCCAGCAGUGCCAAACCUACAUCUGCUCAAGCCACAGUCGGGUCCGUGGCCACCAGCCUCACAUCAUCAGGGGUCAGUGGGCAGCUGAGCACGAGCCCCCAGCCCAACCCAGCCCCCACAUCCCCGCCGGGCACCUCCCUGGAGGCACAUGGGAGCUCGGGGGUCCCCACAACCCAGAGCCCCCUGACACAGCCCAGGGACCAGGCAGAAACCUCGGGCUCUGUGGCGGCCGGGACGAACUCUGCAGCCACCUCGGAGCAUCCUCCUGUGCCAGCUGCCACCACAGCCCUGCACGCAGCCAGGGACAGCCCCAAGCCUCCCUCCCCUGCCAUCACCUGCCACAGUGCCAGGGACGAGGGUGACACUGGAGCCAUCUGCCUGCAGCUCAACCAGUCCAGCACCUGCGAACACUUUUUAGAGAGGAAGGGAUCGGAUUUAUGGCAAGCACUGUGUGAAAAUGGAACCUACACCGUGGACUCCUCCUGCGAGAUCAAACUCAUUCCAUCCAGCCUGGACAGGGACUGUUUGCUCCUCAUCCUCAGAGGAGAGAAAGAUCCUGACAAACUGCUGAACAUGCUCCAGAAGUCUCACUGGGAAAAGUUUGGAAUAGAAUCCCUUAAAAAGGAGAGCGCGAGGGGCCGCCGGGACUCUUCUCAGAAGACCCUGAUUGCCCUGGUCACAUCUGGGCUGCUGCUGGCGUUCCUGGGCCUGGCCGGAUAUUUCCUGAUGAGGCGGCGCAGCUGGAGCCCCGCGGGAGAGAGGCUGGCUGAAGACCCCUAUUACACGGAGAACGGCAGCCAGGGGAACACGAUGCUGAUGUCGCCCUCCCAGGAGCCAGCAGAGCUGCAGGAGAAGCCAAACCUCCCAAACCUCAACGGGGGCACCCAGGAGAACGGGACAGGCCAGGCGUCCUCCAAGAACAGCCACUCAGCCCGGCAGCACAGCCCCGCUGACACCGAGAUGUGACCGGGCCCAGAGUCCCCACGGGAGCCACCAGGGCAGCGGAGGGACAGGGCAGGGCAGGAGAUUUCUGUGGACAGAUAGGGAAUUGCAGACCUUCUGUAUUGUUAUUAUUGUCUCUGUGAAGAACUUCAAAAUCAGCCUAAAGCACAUUGAGGGCCAGAGCUGCCAAAGAACAACUUCUCUGCCUCUGCCUCCUCCUCCUCCUCCCACUGACCACACAAGACACUUUUUUGCAGCUGUUCUGUGCUUUUGUUGUUAGAAGAACAUCAGGACAAGUGCGAGUGCCCUUAGCCCUCCGCAGCUUUUAAGCAGAGGCAGAGUCUGACUCCAAGCAGCCCGAAUUUCUGGUAGCAAUAUGUUAGGCUGACUAAAGUAGUUAAGUUGGGAUUGCAGUGACAAAAGCCUCUCAGGUUUCAGAUAGUUUGGGUUAACAGAGUUGUUUAUAAUCUCAUCUUUAUGUUUAAGUGCAGGACUUCUCCCUCUUCUAAGGCCAUCAGGCAUUUAACCCCCUUCCGGUGCUUUAGGCUCCUGUCCUAUUUCCUACUCCAGCAGAAUUUGCUGAAGCUCUGUAAAACUUUCCACAUGGAAUUGAAGGCUGGAAUGUCAAUAGGCCUCAACCUUGUUUCUUUGUGAAUCCUACCAGAACUGUGUCCUGUAGCUGUUUUAGAGGAAAAAUCCUUCCCCGGCCUCCUCUUGUCAGGGGCUGGGGGUUUGUGACGAGGCAGAGCCAGCAAUUUAUCCCUUGAGUGAGAUGGAGAACUCUGGAUAGGGCCAUGGGGCUCUGUGGGAGCUGGCACCUGGGGCAGGAAUUUGGGAAUGAGAGGUGCCAAAGGGCUCCCAGAAGGAUGAGUGGGAAAUAAAAUCCCAGCUCUGCAGUGGGUAUUCCUCUCCCUGCAGCAGCAGCAAGUACACUAACAAGGAGCAGGAUUUUCACUUUGGGAAGCACCAAAUCCCAGGAGCAGGAGCAGGAGCAGGAGCAGGAGCAGGAGCAGGAGCAGGUCUGACCUCUCUCUGUGCUGAUCCUGCUCCCGAGGGAAGCACUGCUGCAGCCACAUCGAGCUCCCAGCAGCUCGGUGGGAGCCAGGGACCCACGGCAGGUUUGUUCCCCAUCCCAAGCACAUUUUUAGGGAGCCAAAGCCCUGAUUAUGCCAGCCCUGUGCUGCUGGUGCCAGACCAGGAGGGGUGGUAGUUCAACACGAACACCAACAGCCACCUCCACACCCAAAAUAAGCCCAAAAAUGGCCCUUGAAGCUGAUCCACCCUCUCAUGAGUGAAUUCAUCCCAACCUUUCCUCAGUGCUGAACACCUGAGGGGAGGGGUUUUUUCUGGUACAGCGUUCAAAGCAAUGACAGCAACGUCCGUCACCACCUGGGGCUGGUUUUUUGUGGGGGCAAGAGUCGCUUAAACACAAUUAAAAUAUUCCAGGCUGUUUGCUUUGGUGUGACUUGCUUCUCCCACAUCUCAUUGUAAAUAAUCCCCGUUGAAAAAGAAAAAUAAUGAAGUGCUAAAAACCGG
Messenger RNA from Corvus hawaiiensis (hawaiian crow), 3155 nucleotides. RefSeq names its product CD34 molecule (gene CD34). Gene Ontology annotation, cellular component: membrane. Gene Ontology annotation, biological process: cell-matrix adhesion. The record is from RefSeq and is a predicted model, not a curated record. The coding region runs from base 453 to 1643 and encodes 396 amino acids. The transcript has 9 exons. NCBI's taxonomy places the organism in Eukaryota, Metazoa, Chordata, Aves, Passeriformes, Corvidae.